CGCCAUUGAUUUUAUGGUGUUUACACUUAGACUUAUACACAUUUUUGCAAUUCACAGACAACUUGGACCAAAGAUCAUAAUUGUGGAGAGGAUGAUGAAAGAUGUUUUCUUCUUCCUAUUUUUCUUGAGUGUGUGGCUCAUUGCCUAUGGCGUGACAACUCAAGCUCUGCUUCACCCUGAUGACAGCAGAGUGGAGUGGAUAUUCAGAAGGGUGCUUUACCGUCCCUACCUCCAGAUAUUUGGCCAGAUCCCACUGGAUGAAAUAGACACCUCACGAGUAUAUCCCAGGAACUGUACAUUUAAUCCACUGCAAAUUCUGCAGAACUCACCAUCAUGUCCCAACAACUAUGCCAACUGGCUUGUCAUACUUCUGUUGGUCAUCUUCCUACUAGUCACAAACGUUCUCCUUAUGAAUCUCCUGAUUGCUAUGUUCAGCUACACUUUUCAAGUUGUUCAGGGCAAUGCAGACAUCUUCUGGAAACUACAACGCUACAACCUGAUUGUUGAAUAUCAUGGACGGCCUGCCUUAGCACCACCAUUUAUCAUUAUUAAUCACAUCACUUUGGUUCUUCAAAUAAUCUUCAACAAAAUGGAACACAAGAAACAACAUCUGGAAAGAGACCUUCCAGUUGGCCUAGAUCAAAAAAUCAUAACAUGGGAGCUGGUGCAAAAAGAAAAUUAUCUAAUAAAACUUGAACAAGAAAGAAAAGAAAGCAAUGAAGAAAGGCUGAAGGCCACGUCUAAUAAGGUGGAUAAUUUGUCUAAAUACCUCAGUGGAUUGAAAGAGCAAGAAAAGAGGCUUAAAGUUAUAGAAUCCCAGAUUUGCUACUGUACAGCUGUUAUCUCCUCAAUGGCAGAUGUUUUAACCAAAACCAACCUCUUCUGCAAGCAGACAGAUCCAAACUACACAUGUAAGUAUUGAAAGCCAUCAUGGAAAACCUAAUUAAUACAGCCAGGCGAUUUCAUUCAGAAAAAUGCAACAAAACCAAAAAAGAUUGGAAAAGGACUACAUAGGGAAGUGCAAAGGUAAUGCCUACAGGUAAUGGAAAUACAACCAACAAAUAGAAUAUUCACGCACCUUUUGCAAAAUAUAUCUAAAAGCUUGGGGGAAUGGGAAUGGACUAUUGUUCACUGCAGGUUAGAAUGAUAUCAUAUAAUUUUAAGGUUACGUAGUUUCCUGAAAGGACUGUCUCUUGGGAUUCUUUUUUUUCCCUU
This is a messenger RNA of Meleagris gallopavo (turkey), 1215 nucleotides long. The record is from RefSeq and is a predicted model, not a curated record. Lineage: Eukaryota; Metazoa; Chordata; Aves; Galliformes; Phasianidae.